GAAAGAUCUAUGAAAAAAAGACCUUGCACCGAUGCCACCAAAUGUAAAAUUGCAUUACGUGAUGUACCUAAUGAUUUUCUUUAUUACCAUGACAUAAAAUGUGGUGCUCAAAAAAUUAAAUGUGAAUGUUUUAAAUAACCCGCGAUAUUGUUUUCGUUUAACAACGUCUGGUGGCAUUACUUAUAGUCUUGUUGGUGUAUUUGCAUUUCUCAGGACCUUCACAGAACAUGCGCAUGUUCAUGUCAAGUUUAGUGCAAAGGAAAUAAUAUUUUGGCUUUCGGUGGCCUAAAAUUAGCUAAAAUGCAUAAGUUAAAGUUUUCACAAAGGGACAAAGUAAAGAAGUUCAUUACAUUCACUCAUACUGAAGAGCAGACAGCAAUAUACUGUUUAGCGCAAAAUGAUUGGAAAUUAGACCUGGCGAGUGAUAAUUAUUUUCAAAAUCCUGAAGCAUAUUAUAAAGAGCCAAAAAAUUCGGUAGACAAGAAAAAGUUAGAAAUAUUGUUUAAUCGAUAUCAAGAUCCAAAUGAGCCAGACAAAAUUACAGCAGAUGGAAUAAUGAAAUUUCUGGACGAUUUAGAUUUGAGUCCUGAAAGUAAAUUAGUAUUAAUUAUUGCAUGGAAGUUUCGAGCAGAAACACAAUGUGAAUUUACUAAAGAUGAAUUUAUGAAUGGCAUGAUGGAUUUAGGUGUGGACAGUAUAGAUAAAUUAAAAGCUCGCUUAAGUAGUUUAGAAAAUGAAUUAAGAGACCCUCAAAAAUUUAAAGAUUUUUAUCAUUUUACAUUCAAUUAUGCGAAAAAUCCAGGACAGAAGGGUUUGGAUUUGGAUAUGGCUAUUGCUUAUUGGAACAUCGUAUUAGAUGAUAAAUUUAAAUUCCUGCCUUUAUGGUGUCAAUUUUUACAGGAACACCAUAAAAGGUCAAUUCCAAAAGAUACAUGGAAUUUACUGUUAGAUUUUGCACUUAUGAUCAAUCCUGAUAUGAGCAAUUAUGAUGAAGAGGGAGCCUGGCCUGUAUUAAUAGAUGAUUUUGUAGAAUGGGCACAGCCUAGAGUUCGUCAGUCCCUCUAACAUCUUUUUAUCACAUCUUCAUACAAAAAAAGAAGCUUUAUUUAUUCAAUUAUAAAAUCGUAUAUUCUUCAAGUGAUACUUGAUUAUAUUUUUCUGACAAAGUAACAUCAUUUUACUUUGUGUACAGAGCACGAUAAAGAGGCAGAUACUAUAAUUAUUAAAAUUGAUUGUGGUGUAUAAUAACUCUGUAAUGUAAAGAAAUGAUAUAAAAUAAUACUUGUAAACAAAGAGGUUACUCUCACGUAAUACUAAAAGUUUUGUAUGAACUUAAUUGAAAAUUAUAUUACGUUUACGUGGUAGUUUCACAGAUAAAUCAUAUUCGUUUAUCUGUACAAAGUAAUAUGAUGUAUAAUGAGUUCGUUCUAAAAAUGAAAAUAUAACAGUGAACAAUGUUGCUCAAUUACCGACGGUAUUUGCAAACUGAAGAAGUCAUUCACUGUGUUCCUUUGCACGAAUUUGGCUUGAAAAGAAGGGAAAUCAUAAGAGAACUUCGUUUAUACCUUUUUGUAGAUAGUAAUUUCUAGAAAUUGCGUUGUUAAAAAAUUGUUAUUAAAUAAAUUUUACACUCUAUGUAACACUUGUAAUAUACACACAAAAAACACAGAGAGAAAAAUCUGUAUUUUAAACUUAAUGCUAUUUCGGCACUGGUAUGCUUACCUCUCUCAUGAUCACUCGUGUGAACGAGCGAUAAAAGAAGAUUUAUUUCUGUUUUGUUAGUGCUGAGUAAUAUUUAUAUUGUAAUUCUGAGGUACUAUAGAUGAUAGGGAAAAUAAAUUAAGAAUUUUUUACAAGUUCAAAUUCUGAGUUUUAUUCGUGAUUAUUACAGAUUAAAUACUUUUUGGUUUCGAAUAUUUAUUGAUUUCAAACUUGUAUAAAGUGAAUGCGCGUGUGAUCAUUAAAAUGAACGAACAACUAAUGAAGAUAACUUGAAUUCUCGUAAAAUUUUUUGUAUGUACUACAAAAUGUUAAAGCUACUAAUGGUAUUUUAUAUUUAAUGUUUUCUUCCUAUUUCACAAUGAAAUUUGUGAUUAAUGCUUUUGUAGUUUAGUAUAGAAUAUGUGAAUUUUUCAAGAUUAUUAAUCACUUUAAUUUAUAUAUGAUACAAAGAGAUUGCAGAAACAUAAUAUGUAAAGAGAUAUGUCUCUAUAACUUUAUAGUUAACAGAUAAGGAAUCAAAACAUUAUAUCCAAUUAGGUAUAUCAACAUUGAAAGGUGCAAAGUAGAGAGUUAGCAAUAUGAAAAUAUAUCGUCCACAAAUUUUGGAUUAUAUUUUAUAAAAAUGUUAAAAUAGAUAAAAUAACGAAGUUUCUGACAUAUGUAUUCAUUACAGAAAAAAGUCCAGUUAAAUAUUGUCAGGAAUACGUUCACACAAUGCAGAAAGAAAUGUUCACAAAAAAAUGUAUAUUACAUUUCAUUUAAGUGAUACUAAAGUACAUAGAAUUUACAGAUUUAAGCUAUGUUAUUUUUUUCGAAUAGUUUAAGCAUUGCGUGAACAAUAAAGAAUUGUAAUAGUUUUAGAGUGAAAAUGUAAAUAAUGUAAAUAAACCUGUCAGUCUUACUCUGUA
This is a messenger RNA of Megachile rotundata (alfalfa leafcutting bee), 2630 nucleotides long. RefSeq names its product defective in cullin neddylation 1 domain containing SCCRO (gene SCCRO). The record is from RefSeq and is a predicted model, not a curated record. Gene Ontology annotation, molecular function: cullin family protein binding; ubiquitin-like protein binding; ubiquitin conjugating enzyme binding. Lineage: Eukaryota; Metazoa; Arthropoda; Insecta; Hymenoptera; Megachilidae. Gene Ontology annotation, biological process: protein neddylation. Gene Ontology annotation, cellular component: ubiquitin ligase complex.